AUGCAUACCUCAUCCUUUUUCACCUAUUCAGACUUAAAUGACUCUGAGAUUCGAGAGGGGGAAAAUCGAGACUUCGAGAACUCCACCAUACCUUUUUCAGGAAUUCGUGGCUCAUUCGUCCGAGCCAGUACAUCCAGCGCCAGCACCGGAGCUAGCACCGACGAUGCCUCGGCUGAUUCAGUAGACUGGAAUGACGAAAAGUCACCAUCGAUCGACCGGGACCAAGGCCAGCAACUACACCUUCAGUCGCAAUUGUUGGAAGAUAUCAUGGAGGUACCUAAGGUGGAAGAAAUCGAGGACGAGCUAUCAAGCAUCAAACAGGAUGUGGAGUCCGGACCCGCCGUUCCACGAAAACGUGGUCGCCCACGGAAACACCCGCUGCCAGUCCCCGGGGGUCAGGCCAAGGUCACCAAAGGUCGCUCCAAAACUGGUUGUAUAACCUGUCGUCGCAGAAAGAAGAAGUGUGACGAGACAAAGCCUGCGUGUUUGAACUGUCAGAAGAAUGCGGUUGUUUGCGAAGGCUACCCACCUAAGGAGAUUUGGAAAAGUGGCAGACAGAGACAGGCUGAUGCUCGAACCCAGUCCCUUGCAGCUAUCCCGCGCAGUUUACCCCUCCUCAUCGACGGCAUCGAAACCGACAUCGACCGCCGUUUUUUGGACCAUUUCGUAUACGGAUUCAGCCGCGUGCUGACACUGAUCAACGAUGACUCAAAUCCCUUCAAAGAGAUCCUUUUGCCGAUGGCGACGCAACACCGGGGGUUGAUGCAUUCACUAAUGUGCUUGUCCGGGUCUCAUCUUUCAGGUCUCGAUCCUGAACCGAAGCUCAGAGAACGGAAGUAUUUCCAUUUCCAUCGCGCGAUUCAGGAUCUGAAGGAUAAUAUCGAUGCUUCAUCGUCCUCGAAGCCUACCGAGGAUAAGGAUGGACUACUAGUCGAGGACCCGAUCAUCGCAUCCACCAUCGCCCUCAGCUUGAACACCAUCUGCGAAGGCGAAACCAACGGAGAAUACCGACCGCACAUGGAUGCCGCCCGAAUCUUGCUAUCAUCACGGCCACCCCGGAACGAGAAGUUCCACCAAUUCAUCGUCGAGUUCUUCCAGUACCACGACGUCUCAAACUCCCUCACAUCCCUCGACCGCCGCCCCAAACUUUUACACAAGGAGUUGAAUCUCCCAGACUUCGUCCCCGGCGCAGCAGCGGGGAUGUUCCUCGGUGUCUUCGAUGGGCUGUUCAACUAUAUUUCCGAGAUCACCCAGCUCCGCGACCGGAUCCGUGCCCGCUUCGAUGAAGGCUAUGAGCCGGCAGUAGACUACCAAACCCUGAGCGAGGCCGUCGCAAUUGACACGGCAAUCCGCACCUGGGAGACCUCGCACCAGGCCGAUACGCCGAACUGGUACUUGGCUCAGUUAUAUCGCCAGUCGACCUGGGUAUACCUGUAUCGGACGAUCCGGCCAUCGCGACCGAGCGAUAAGAUCGCCCAAGUCGUUGAUGACGGACUGUGCUACCUCGACCAGCUGCCGCAGGAUGCGGGCGCGUUUAGUAUCGUGCUGAUGCCGCUGUUCCUACUUGGGUGUUCUGCGUUCCUGCCGGAGCAGCGUCAGCGUAUCACGCAAGGGUUUGACAAUCUCAAGUCCUAUUCCAAUCUGCGAAACAUCGAGCCUGCUUUUAAGGUUGUUUCGCGGGUUUGGGAGAUUAUGGAUACUCAUAUGGAGGAUAGUUGGGAUUGGGAGAAGAUUAUUCGUGAUAUGAAUAUGGAUUUCUUGAUUACUUGA
Messenger RNA from Penicillium bovifimosum, 1770 nucleotides. Its product is annotated as Zn(II)2Cys6 transcription factor. Gene Ontology annotation, molecular function: transcription cis-regulatory region binding; DNA-binding transcription factor activity, RNA polymerase II-specific; zinc ion binding. Gene Ontology annotation, biological process: positive regulation of transcription by RNA polymerase II. The transcript is spliced from 3 exons. Bases 1 to 1770 code for a protein of 589 amino acids. The record is from RefSeq and is a predicted model, not a curated record. Lineage: Eukaryota; Fungi; Ascomycota; Eurotiomycetes; Eurotiales; Aspergillaceae. Gene Ontology annotation, cellular component: nucleus.